Malania oleifera is the source of this 2273-nucleotide messenger RNA. RefSeq lists its product as uncharacterized. The record is from RefSeq and is a predicted model, not a curated record. The transcript has 9 exons. Lineage: Eukaryota; Viridiplantae; Streptophyta; Magnoliopsida; Santalales; Ximeniaceae. The coding region runs from base 537 to 1976 and encodes 479 amino acids. Gene Ontology annotation, molecular function: ubiquitin protein ligase activity. Gene Ontology annotation, biological process: positive regulation of ERAD pathway.
UUUGAAAAAGUUUGAUGGAAAUCGAACGGCAACGAAGGCGUCACGGUUCACAAGAGCCGGCUUAGAAGGCAGGUGAUUCAUCCUAUUUUCAUUAUACACACAUUUCAGCUCUCUCUCUCUCUUCUUGCGCGAGCCAGAAGAGCGAGAAAGAGAAGAAGGUCAGAGCCCACUUUCUCUCUGCCUCUCUCUCUCUCUCUCUCUCUCUCUCUCUCUCUCUAUUUUCCUCGAUUUUGCAUUCCAGUCGUCGAUCCAGACGUUGAACAAGAACAGGAAGAAGACGAAGCAGAAGAAGAAUGAGAAGAUUCUUGGAACUCUAUUUAAUUAAUUCAACAUCACGCGGUUGAAGGACUUGUUGUUGAAUUUUGCUUCUCGGAUUUCUUAUUCGAUUGUUAGUUUUUAAAACCUUUUCUCGUCGAGUUUCGUUUUCCUAUUGCUCGCGAGAGUUUUAGGGUUAGGGCUUGCGGAAUGAAUUGUGUGCUCUGAUCCGAGGGUCUUCGACGGAGCUUCGAUUUCGAAGGGUUAGGGGAUCGGCGCGGAUGGAGGCGCCUGGCAGCAAUACCGACCCAUACAGAGGUUCUUCUUCGGGGAGUAGUAGUAGUAGUAAUUCCAGGCGAUAUGGAAUGCAAUUAUCUGCGUCAAAUUUUAUUCGGGCACCAUUAUCGGCAUUGUUGGAGUAUUCAGCUAGUAUUCUACGGGCCAGGUCAGGUGAUCAGGAGACGGAAAGCUUGAUUAAUGGAAAUGUUGUCGGUGCUGGUUUCCGGGAUCACAUUCAGAAUCGGCCUGAGGAGCCUGCAUUGACUGGAAACGGCGGAGAGGUUUCAAUUAGGAUAAUAGGUGCCUGCGAAAAUGAGCAUGACAGGACGGUGGCUGGGAAUGCGAUGCCCUCUUCUAUAUCUGCUGCUGCGCAGGUAACUGAGGCAAGUGGCCAUGAUGAGGUAGCUGUGCAGCAGAUGAGUGGAGUGGUUUCAGAGGGUACGGGAGAUUCUAGGAAUGAUCGCAGGUCGGGAGAGGGAGCUUCACAAUCAUCGAAUGGAAGUGCUGAUGGGGAAGUUGUGGAUGGGGUUGGAGCAAAUAACAGGGAUUCUUCUUACCAGAGGUAUGAUAUUCAGCAGGCUGCAAGGUGGAUUGAGCAAAUCCUUCCCUUCUCUUUGCUUCUCUUGGUGGUCUUUAUCCGGCAGCAUUUGCAAGGUUUCUUUGUGACAAUUUGGAUUGCUGCUGUUAUGUUUAAGUCAAAUGAUAUUCUGAGAAAGCAGACAGCUCUGAAGGGAGAGAGAAAAAUUCCUUUGCUGAUUGGCAUCUCUUUCAUAUUUAUGCUUCAUGUGGUUGGAGUUUACUGGUGGUACCGGAAUGAUGAACUUUUGUACCCAUUGGUCUUGCUUCCUCCAAAAAAUAUCCCACCUUUUUGGCAUGCUGUUUUCAUUAUCAUGGUGAAUGAUACUUUGGUCCGGCAGGGGUCAAUGGUUUUCAAGUGUAUACUUCUAAUGUAUUACAAAAACAGCAGAGGUCGAAAUUAUCGUAAGCAGGGCCAAAUGCUUACUUUGGUUGAAUAUUUGUUACUUUUGUACCGUGCUUUGUUGCCAACACCAGUCUGGUACCGUUUCUUCUUGAACAAAGAGUAUGGCAGCCUAUUUUCAUCACUGAUGACAGGGUUGUAUUUAACUUUCAAGCUUACAUCUGUUGUUGAGAAGGUUCAAUCCUUCUUUGCGGCAUUGAAAGCAUUAUCACGUAAAGAGGUCCAUUAUGGUGCUUAUGCGACAUUAGAACAGGUCAACGCGGCAGGAGAUUUGUGUGCUAUAUGCCAGGAGAAGAUGCAUGCUCCAAUCCUACUUCGUUGUAAACACAUCUUUUGUGAAGAUUGCGUAUCAGAAUGGUUUGAAAGAGAGAGGACAUGCCCUUUGUGCAGGGCAUUGGUAAAACCUGCAGAUCUCCGAUCAUUUGGCGAUGGUUCUACUAGUCUGUUUUUCCAGCUAUUCUGAAAUCAACAAUUGUAAAAAUUGUGUAGUUUUUCUUCUUUGAAGUCCAAAAUGCCAAAUCCAUAUUUGAAGUGAUCGCCUCCUAAGCACCUCAUCCAACCACAGGCGAAUCUGACUGUAUUUUUGCUCUGCCUUGUUCGUGGAUAGUGGCAGGAAGUGGUUCCCAACAGAACUGAACUGAACUGGUUAUUUGCUCAUAUGUUGUAUGAAGAAUAGGUCAAUACUGGAAAUGUAUUUAAUGGUCAUUUUAAUCUACGGACCAAGUUUCUUUGGAAAUCCAAACAUAUGCAACAUUGUUCA